CGCGUUAAGACGGACUCAAAGCUAGGUCCUCGCGCGAAAUGGCGGGAACUUUACGAUAACUUUCGUAUCAUAACACGCAGUCAGACAUUUUCAGUAUUUAGACCGAAAUUCAGUAUAAAUAAGCAGUGUAUUUUAUGAAAUGAACAAAGUUUAAGUUAUUAUAUAAAUAGUGGUGGAAGAUUUUUUGAAAAAACGAAGAAUUUUUGAAGCCGGUUACGUGAACUUUUUCAAGUCCAAACAUGAAACCGAGUAAAAAAGAACGACCGAAGUUUUCCAACUAAGGGGCUAUUCAACGUUUUAUUUCUACAAUGAAAAAGUUAAAGAAGGCAGAAGACACCUGCGGUGAAACGUAAACAAAUUCCAAUGCCGGGGCUGAAAGAAAACGUGUCAUAGACAAUGCACAGCCUCCUUGGAGCGGCUGUAGUGUCGGCAUUACUGCAGAUACUGCUUUCCUAUACCGCCGUAAGCGGCGUCAGCUGGGAGGAAUGGUGGACCUACGACGGCAUUUCAGGUCCAGCAUUCUGGGGGCUGAUCAAUCCAGAAUGGUCGCUAUGCAACAAAGGCCGGCGACAAUCGCCGGUCAACUUGGAACCAGAUAAGCUGCUGUUCGACCCCAACCUACGAUUUUUACACAUAGAUAAACAUAGGAUAAACGGUUUAAUAAGCAACACGGGUCACUCGGUGAUCUUCACCGUGGAGAACGAGACACGUCAUCACAUCAACAUCACCGGCGGUCCUCUCUCCUACAAGUACCAGUUCCAUGAGAUUCACAUACACUACGGCCUGCACGACCAGUUCGGAUCCGAACAUGCCAUCAAUGGAUACUCCUUCCCAGCUGAGAUUCAAAUAUUCGGUUUUAAUUCUCAGCUGUAUUCAAACUUCUCCGAAGCCCUACACAAAGCUCAAGGAAUUGUUUCAAUAUCGCUAUUGUUACAGCUCGGUGACUUAUCAAACCCAGAACUAAGAGUAUUGACGGAAGAAUUAGAAAACAUAAAAUACGGAGGUGCAGAAAUGCCGGUUAAUAAGUUGUCGGUGCGAGGGUUGCUCCCGGACACAGAUUACUACAUGACGUAUGACGGGUCGACCACAGCCCCGGCGUGCUAUGAAACUGUAACGUGGAUUAUCGUCAACAAACCUAUUUACAUCACUAAACAACAGUUGCACGCCUUAAGGCGACUGAUGCAAGGCGACGCGCGGCACCCGAAAGCUCCCCUCGGCAACAACUUCAGGCCGCCUCAGCCGCUCCACCACCGAGCCGUGAGGACCAACAUCGACUUCGAUCUCAGCAAGUAUCCCGGGAAGACCUGUCCUAGUAUGCAUCGGGAUAUGCAUUACAAAGCCAAAAGCUGGACACAAUAUUGAAGCAGAUUUCACUACGGUAGGCAUUCUCGUAGCAGCUACGUAGCAAAUAUAUUAAGUAGUUCAUAAGUUUGUAUAUAACUCUUGUACAGUCUUGUUUACGUCUUGCUUAUGAUAAAUGGAGCUACAAAAUGUAUUGUAAGUGUAAUAUACUCAGAUAUCUUAAUUAGCGCUGAUGUUAGGCCUAGACUAAUGUGACAAGUAUUUCUGUUGAGGUAAAUGUUACCUAAUAUUUUACUACGGCCUCUGAUUAGAUAGAGUAUAAUAGAUAUUUUCAGAUAGAUUGUUUGAAACCAUGCCAUAAGUUUUGCUGUAGUAAAUUGUAUACUAAAGGUAGGAAAAUUUAUCUAUAGUUAUAAAUAGGUAUGUUGAAUUAAAAAAAAACUUUUUAUUGUAACU
This is a messenger RNA of Trichoplusia ni (cabbage looper), 1758 nucleotides long. RefSeq names its product carbonic anhydrase-related protein 10 (gene CARPB). Gene Ontology annotation, molecular function: carbonate dehydratase activity; zinc ion binding. The coding region runs from base 397 to 1362 and encodes 321 amino acids. The record is from RefSeq and is a predicted model, not a curated record. NCBI's taxonomy places the organism in Eukaryota, Metazoa, Arthropoda, Insecta, Lepidoptera, Noctuidae. The transcript is spliced from 11 exons.